UUGCAGAUUGGACGUCGUUUGUUGAACGAAGCAUCUACGGGAGGACCUCGACGCGCAAGUGGUGCGGCGUCUGGAGAAGAUGAUCAAGGACUUAAUGGAAAUAAGGAAAUAAGGAAAUGCCUGGCCAUAAAUUUGACGGAAACACAAAAAUGA
This is a messenger RNA of Strongylus vulgaris, 153 nucleotides long. NCBI's taxonomy places the organism in Eukaryota, Metazoa, Nematoda, Chromadorea, Rhabditida, Strongylidae. The record is from the annotation of a GenBank genome assembly.